Molecule: messenger RNA, 1982 nt
Organism: Ananas comosus (pineapple)
Lineage: Eukaryota; Viridiplantae; Streptophyta; Magnoliopsida; Poales; Bromeliaceae
Exons: 8
Coding region: 250-1704 (484 amino acids)
Molecular function (GO): protein binding
Source: RefSeq, a predicted model, not a curated record
GAUUUCAAAGAUGAUUUACAGUAGAGGGGUUUCCAAGAAAAGGUCCUUCUCAGAAGACGAGCGACUCGAAGUCUCGAACCAGCUCCUUCUUCCGAUCACCUCUCCUCUCUCACCUCAUCUCCAACCGUGCAAUCCCCAAAACCCUAACCCUAACACUAACCCCCUAACCCUAGAUUUAUACGAACCUCCCUUCUCCAUUGACGCCGCACUCUCUCUCGCUCUCGCUCCCAUCGGAGGGUUGUGGGGGAAAUGGAGAGCCACAAGCGCUCCCUGCUACGCUCCCGCCUCCGCGUGACGGCGCGGCGGCGGGGCCAGGACGUGGGGGCCUCCGGAAGCGGCGGCGUAGGCGGCGGCGCCGCCUCCCGGAGGCGGAAGCGCCGGGAGGGAGGGUGCCUCAACUCCGUGAGGAAGCUCUUCUGCCGCGAGAUCGGAGGCCGAUCGCGCGUGGCCCGAAUCGCCGCCUCCGACGCGCCCGAGAGGUUCCGCAACAUCCAGUUACAGGAAGAGUUCGAUACCUACGAUCCUAGUGUUCAUUUGUUUGUGCAGUUACAAUUUCUUGCAAGAAGAUCUAGAAUCAUUGAGAUUGUUUCAGCAAAGGAUGCUAUUUUUGCCCUUGCGCAGUCAGGAUUAUGUGCUGCUUUUUGUCGAACUACAAACAAGCGGUUAUGUUUCUUGAAUAUUAGCCCGGAUGAAGUGAUUAGAAGCCUUUUCUAUAACAAGAACAAUGAUUCACUUAUUACAGUCUCAGUUUAUGCUUCGGACAACUUCAGUUCUUUAAAGUGCAGGACAACUCCAAUAGAGUAUAUCAAGAGGAAUAGAUUGGAUGCUGGAUACCCUCUUUUUGAAACUGAAUCACUUAAAUGGCCUGGUUUCGUCGAAUUUGACGAUGUAAAUGGAAAAGUACUAACUUAUUCAUCCCAGGAUGGCAUCUACAAGGUUUUUGACUUAAAGAACUACUCCUUUUUGUAUGCAAUAUCUGAUAAGAACGUGCAGGAGAUAAAAAUCAGUCCUGGAAUAAUGCUGCUAAUAUUUGAUAGAUCACCUAGUUAUGUUCCAUUGAAGAUACUCUCGAUUGAAGAUGGGUCAGUGUUGAAAUCUUUCAAUCACUUGUUGCACCGUAACAAAAAGAUUGACUUUAUCGAGCAGUUCAAUGAGAAGCUUCUGGUCAAGCAAGAAAAUGAAAACCUCCAGAUCCUUGAUGUGAGGAAUUCAGAGUUGACUGAGGUGAGCAGGACUGAGUUCUCCACUCCUUCGGCAUUUAUAUUCCUGUACGAGAACCAUCUUUUCUUAACAUUUCGAAACAGAACGGUCGCGGUGUGGAAUUUCCGCGGGGAGCUCGUGACUUCUUUUGAAGAUAAUUUGCUUUGGCAUCCUGAUUGUAGUACAAAUAACAUCUAUAUAACAAGCGACCAGGAUCUGAUCAUCUCAUACUGCAAAGCUGAAGGAGCGCGUGAAGAUGAAGUUUCAGCUGUUGGAUCAAUCAAUAUUAGCAACAUUUUGACGGGGAAAUGCAUCGCGAAAAUCUCCACCAGCAAUCCGACGCUCACGAUCAGCCCUCGAAGAAGAGGGGAAGGGGGCCGUUCUUCGGUCCAUAGCACCGUAAGAGAAGCCCUGGAAGACGUCACGGCGUUGUUCUACGACGAGGACAGGAACGAGAUCUACACGGGAAAUAAGCAUGGGUUGAUACAUGUGUGGUCCAAUUAGCCGACGAUCUCUUUGCGACGAAUCUCGGUUUUAGUUUUCUGUGUAAUUUGGUAGGUUCUUUUUGUAAAGAUAUAACCCACUCUUUUCUCCUUUUUUUUUCCCCUUCUUUUUUUGUCAUUUUCAUUUUGCCUUUUGUUUCUUUUUUACUUGUAAGUUCAAAUCGAUUUGUAUUUUUAUGCAGCGAAAUGCCCUAUAGGUACUGAUGUAAUGAACCUUUGCAGUUUUUACCAGACAAUUAAGAUUAUCGGUGUUCUACGUACGCAAAACGGUUAAAACUU